AUGCUCAAAUUUCUCGAUGGAAAAUUAGAUGAACGAAUAGGCAUGGAAUUUAAAGUGUGGGAUUGGUCCAUACCAGAAUUAUAUGGUAUAGUUUUAGGGAUGAUGGUUAAACUAAAUUUAGCCGGUACUCUCAAUAUCAGUAAAUCCGAGAUGUUAGAUUUUAUUAUUGAUGUGGAGAAAGGUUAUUGUGAUACUUCUUAUCACUCUUUCUAUCAUGCCGUCGAUGUUGUAGAGGUAUUAUUUUAUAUGCUCACCAAUUUAGAUGCUAGCAAAUAUUUGACUGCUUUAGAUUCCAUAUGUUUACUUAUUGCUGGAUUAUGUCAUGAUAUUGGUCACGUAAUAAACGCCCGAACUGAACUUGCCAAAAAAUACGAUGAUCAAUCAGUAUUAGAAAAUUAUUCUUGCACACUUACUUUGGAUCUUAUAACUAAACAUAAAUUAUUCCGUUACAUACAUAUUGAUGAUGAAUAUUUAGGUUGUGAUCCUAAAGAAAUCGAAAAUUCAUUACGAAACUUGAUCGUUAAAAUUAUCUUGGCUACAGAUAUGACACCAUCAUCCAUAAUAAUUUCGUUAGAUUUAGAACAACGUGAACUUUUAUUAAAAGUAUUAAUUCACGCUGCUGAUCUUAGUAACACCGUUCGUCCUUGGGAUACUUCAAAACGUUGGUCAGAUUUAAUUGUAGAAGAAUUCUUUAAUCAAGGUGAUUUAGAAAAAUCAAAUAAUCUUCCAGUAUCACCAAAUAUGGAUAGAGAACAAUCACAUCAAUGUCAAAUUAGUUUGGGUUUUGGUGAUUUUGUAGUAAAACCUUACUUCGAAGCUUUUGCAUCAUUUUUACAUCAAGCUUCUAUAUUUCUGGAUAUUUUGGCGGAUAAUAGACGUAAACAAUUACGACAACUAGAAUUCAAACAAGAAGGACUAUUACAAGAUGGAUUAUUACAUGAGCAACAAGGACAACAACGUCGUGUUAGUUUGGCAGCUGGUCUUUUAAUAAUUCCUGAUGAUAUUCAAGAAAAAUUACGAUCAAUGUCUUCUCAACGAUCCCCUCGAUAUCGUAGAUUGAAACGAAGUUUAUCUGGUCGAUCUUAUAGUCACCAUUCAUUAUUACCCACUCGGAAUGGUGGUCGUGUAAGACGUAGUAGCUCAUUAGAUCAUAAUAUGAUUCGACAAAUAACUGCUUUAUAUGGUAAUGGUGAUUCUUCACCUACCGAACAAAGAAUUAUUGUAGCAGGAAGUUAA
Messenger RNA from Diversispora eburnea, 1236 nucleotides. Lineage: Eukaryota; Fungi; Glomeromycota; Glomeromycetes; Diversisporales; Diversisporaceae. The record is from the annotation of a GenBank genome assembly.